This is a messenger RNA of Phycomyces blakesleeanus NRRL 1555(-), 687 nucleotides long. RefSeq lists its product as hypothetical. NCBI's taxonomy places the organism in Eukaryota, Fungi, Mucoromycota, Mucoromycetes, Mucorales, Phycomycetaceae. The coding region runs from base 1 to 687 and encodes 228 amino acids. The transcript has 2 exons. The record is from RefSeq and is a predicted model, not a curated record.
AUGAAUGCACUAUUACUUCUUCUUUACUUAUUCUACUCUGUACAAACAGCUGUUUGUGUAGUCGAUAAGCGCCAGGACGGCCGACCUGCAGGUCUUCCUCCCGCUGUGCCAGAUAUUCCAUCAGCCUCGGCAUAUGUAUCUCUAGAAAAUGGAGUGUCAACAUUGUUCCAGUUCAAGCAAUAUUCAGAAAACUUCGAAUAUAGCUUACAGUUCGAUUCUCCAAAUGCAGAAGGCUCAUGUCUCUCGUGGGCUAUUGGAUUUCCUUCCAAUGACAACGGAACAAAUCUUUGUACUUUCUUAGAGAAUCCUAGCUGUAUGGCACUUAUAAAGAAAGAUAUGUGCAAGACAGGAAUUCGUGGAUUUGGAUUUUGUGGACAGGUGUUGGGUUCAGGAGGUAUCCUACUCGAUGGUUACGAUGACCAGCACCAGUUAACCAUUGAUUCCGGACGCGGCACAGGUCUUAAUAUUCUCUCCAAAGAUUCUCAUAAUGUUGUUGGAAAAUCGUUGAUGAUAAUCUACUCACCCAAGAACGGUGCUCCACAACAGGUAGCAUGUGGAAACAUUCAAAAAGAUAAAAGUGCACUUAUAAACCCUGACAUCCCCCAAAGUAGUGCUAGCAUCAAGAACAUCUUACAUAUUAGCAGCACUAUUCUUGUUGGAGUUGUGUUAUAUUUUAUAAGUAGUUAG